GUACUAUUGGGUAUAGUUUUCUGAAAUCAAUCAAAAUGGCGUCAAACAGAAAGAUGAAUUAAUAAGUAAACAUAAAGCCGUGAAAAAGAUUGCUAAUGUGAGACCCCGUCAUCAGUGAGUGCCUCGAUGGAGCCAACCCCAGUUGAUUCUGCAACUUCCGUCCACAUUUCUACCCCUCGCAUGGAUCCCAACACUACACAAUUUUCACCAAUGUUGUCCAUGCAAAGUGCCAUGUCACACGUGAGUCAGCAAACCAUGCCAUCAGAACCCAGUUCUGUCCAUGACUCAAAGCGACAUAUGUUGCCGUCACAUUCGUCAAGGUUCAUGCCAAAUCCAGACCUGUCUGGUUCAUCAGAGCGGAGAAGCUCAAAGCGUACCAUUAAAAGGAAGCGUUUUGAUGAUGAAAUGGUGGAGUCCAGUUUGCUUAAGCAAGAAAGGCCGACACGCGAUCGAAAAACCUCAGGAACCACAGUGGCAGAACCAGAAAGACCUCUGCGGGAACCAGUGAAGAAAGAAGUUGUUACCAUGACGAUGCCCACUGAGGUCAAAAAGAGACCCAACACAGGGAAAGUGUGCAAAACCUCAAGGUCUAGAAAUAAGUCAAAGAAGCAGAAAAUUCGGCCCCGACCCCCUGCCUGUACCAAGGACCUGGGACGCUGGAAGCCCACGGAUGAUCUGGCCCUUAUCACUGCUGUACAACAGACCAAUGACCUGACAGCAGUGUAUCUGGGUGUGAAGUUCUCAUGCAAGUUCACCCUGAAAGAAAUUCAGGAGCGCUGGUACAGCCUUCUCUAUGAUCCCAUCAUCUCCAAAUUAUCGGUUCAAGCCAUGAAGCAGUUCCACCCAGAUGUAUUGGCCACUGUGCAGGCCAAGGCACUCUACAGCAAACCUGAGGAGGAGUUGCUGGGAAAGAUACCCUCUACGAGCACACCAACCCUCGAGACUUUCCAAGACUUGCUAGACAAGUACCCAGAUGUGUUCUACCCGAGCCGCACUGCCAAGUCCCUGCACACCCAUUGGCUGCUGAUGAAGCAGUACCAUCUCCUGCCGGACCAGUCCAUUCAGCCCAUGCCGCGGGGGGAUCACAUCCUCAACUUCUCCGAUGCCGAGGAUUUACUCACGGACGAGGAUCUGAAGUUAUUUAACACCAAACAUGUUCUGGAUGCCAAGGAUGAUAUACUGGAGCACGAACUCUCUAUAGCAGACCGCAAGAACAAGCGGGAAAUACGUCACCUUGAACAAGAGCUGCCCAGGUGGCAGGUGCUUGUGGACAGCGUCACAGGUAUCAGUCCACCAGACUUUGAUAACCAGACGCUGGCAGUGUUACGGGGACGACUUGUGCGGUAUCUCAUGAGGUCCAGAGAGAUAACUCUGGGUCGGGCCACUAAGGACAACCAGAUAGACGUGGACCUUUCCCUGGAGGGCCCUGCGUGGAAGAUCUCCCGUCGUCAAGGGAUCAUUAAGCUCCGUAGCAACGGCGACUUCUACAUCGCCAACGAGGGCAAGAGGCCCAUCUACAUCGACGGGAAGCCCAUAUUGUGUGGCAACAAACAACGGCUGUGUAAUAAUUCCGUAGUAGAGAUUUCUUGCCUUCGAUUCAUAUUCCUCGUGAACCAAGAUCUGAUCAGCACGAUACGCAGCGACACUCAAAAGUUGCCGCCGACAGCUUCUUUAUGAUUGACCCAGUACACAGGAACAAUACAUUGGCAUGAUGUGUGGAGAAAUCAAUUUGUCAGCUAGUGGUUGUUUCUGAAAACUCCAGAUUUUUGGGCUGGCACCAUCACUCUGAAUGUUGUCGUCCACAACUUUAUACGAGGAUACCUGUACACAUGAUUAAAACAUCGGUGUUAUGUGCGGAGAAAUCAGAUUGGAUGCUACCGGCUGUUCCUGAAUACUGCAGACUUAUGGGCUGGCACCACCACUCUUAAUGUUGUAGGUGAUAAUCUUAGUUUCAACUUAAAAUAUAAUAAAGCAAUUGUUCAUGUGCGCGUUGAUUUCCAGUGGUUGAAUUUGUCGAUUGAAGUCUUAAGAUAUGUUUUAGAAUAUUUGUUGUAAUGGAGACUACAGUGGUAAAGAUGUAAGACAGAUAGUGAUGGAAUAUAUGUUGUUACAGAGAGUGGAGUGGUUAAGAUGGAAGACUGAUAGACUUGUGCUGACACCGACAUUUGUUUGAGAUCUUUGAAUGGUAGAAAUGCUGACUUCACAGUCAGUUAUCAUUAUCAAAGUGUAUUAUUUGUGAAAAUAUAAAUAAAUUACAUAAAAAAAGACAUAACAGAAAGUAUUUCCAAGUAUUGAUAAAAAUUAUGAUAUUCAUUUUAGAAACUUAAUAAAUACACAGAUGAAUUUAAGGAUUUAGUUAAAGCAAAACAGGUGGGUGGCACCUUCCAUUGUUAUGCCCUCCAGUGUAUGUAGCCGCUAUUCCAUUUUUAUGAACCAACCUUUAAAAAUAUGUCUGACACAUGUUUGUAUUGUUUUAAUCUUUCAAUGUUCUGGCUAUUACAGAGCCCAAUUUUUUUUUGUUGCCUACUGAAUUUUUUAUAAACCAACAUACAGUUUUGUUUGAUAAAAUUAACAGAAAAUUAUGUUUAAUCAAGAACAUACAUCAUAUGGAAAUAGGUUAAUGAAAUCCUUUUCAAUGUCCAAAGUUUAUUACCAAAAGAAUUUUCAGUAAGAGGUCAACCACCUUUCUCAGGCCUCUCCAUCAUUAGGAUUAGUCUGGCUAAAUCCCUAGAAAUGUUACACAUAAUGAUUAAUGAAUGUUGGAUUGUCACUUUUACACAUAAUGAUUAAUGAAUGUUGGAUUGUCACUACUACACAUAAUGAUUAAUGAAUGUUGGAUUGUCACUAUUACACAUAAUGAUUAAUGAAUAAUGAUUAAUGAAUGUUGGAUUGUCACUACUACACAUAAUGAUUAAUGAAUGUUGGAUUGUCAAUAUUACACAUAAUGAUUAAUGAAUGUUGGAUUGUCACUAUUACACAUAAUGAUUAAUGAAUGUUGGAUUGUCACUAUUACACAUAAUGAUUAAUGAAUGUUGGAUUGUCACUAUUACACAUAAUGAUUAAUGAAUGUUGGAUUGUCACUAUUACACAUAAUGAUUAAUGAAUGUUGGAUUGUCACAGUAAACUUUUUUUAAUGUCACACAUUUGUUGCUGUAUUGUUGUUUAUUCUGUUUUGAUAAUAAUAAAUAAGCAUACAGUUUUUUAUGCUAAUAAUUAUCAAUGGCAAAACUGAAAAGGCCAGGAGUAACAAUAAUGUUAAUUAUAAUGUAAAUAAAACAAACACAAAAUUUUGAA
This is a messenger RNA of Dreissena polymorpha, 3294 nucleotides long. Its product is annotated as microspherule protein 1-like. Gene Ontology annotation, molecular function: G-quadruplex RNA binding; protein binding. The record is from RefSeq and is a predicted model, not a curated record. Gene Ontology annotation, biological process: positive regulation of transcription by RNA polymerase II. The coding region runs from base 127 to 1677 and encodes 516 amino acids. Gene Ontology annotation, cellular component: MLL1 complex; NSL complex; Ino80 complex. The transcript has 12 exons. NCBI's taxonomy places the organism in Eukaryota, Metazoa, Mollusca, Bivalvia, Myida, Dreissenidae.